UUUAGUUACUUUGAUUGUGCACCUUGCCAUCUCUUAUUCUUUCUUAGCAAAUCAAAGCAACAUGAGUGCACUUUUAUUCCUCACCUUUGUUUGUUGCGUUGGAGCACAAAACAUUCAGCAGCCAAAACAUUUGCAAACCUCUAAACUGGGUGAUAAUGUCACUAUUGAGUGCUACUUACCCAAUAAAGAUUUUAACAAUAUGGUGUGGUACAAGCAGGAGAUGGGAAUGAAGCUUCAGAUCAUUUCAGAAAGUUACAUUUACCUGACAAAGGUUGAUUUUGCUGAUGGAUAUAAUGAUGGGCGUUUUACUGUAACAAUAAGCACAGGCAUUUAUCAUUUACACAUUUCAUUGACAAAAAAGGAAGAUGUAGGAACGUAUUUUUGUGGAGUGCUAAAUUUAGGAGAACUGGAUUUUGGACCUGGAACAUUUUUGAUGCUUAACGAGCACACCUCAAAAACAGUUCUUCAGGAGCCUAUUUCAGAUGAAGUUCACAUUGGGGACAACAUUACUCUCACGUGUAGAGUCCAAACGGUAGAUAAGAAAUGUAAAGGAGCACACCAUGCUUACUGGUUUAGAGAGGCUGCAGAAGAAUCCAGUCCUGCCAUCAUUUACACUGAUGAUAUGAAGAAACAUGAAGAGAUCUGUAAGGAUUAUUCUACUGCACAAACCUGCAUUUACAGCCUCACAAAGAGGAACCUCAGCCUUUCUGAUGCUGGUACUUAUUACUGUGCUGUACUCACAUGCGGCAAGAUCAUGUUUGGAAAUGGAACUUCUUUGGAAAUCAGCUCAAUACCUGAUAGCGAGUUGACAACAAGUCCUUCGUUUCUCAUACUGGCCUUAUCAAACAUCAUUUCUAUGCUAAUAAUGAUUUUACUUGUGGCUGUGCAAUGUAAAGACCAAGGCAGCUCAUCAGUCAACAGAUCUUGUAAUCAAGAGACAUCUGAAUGUACUCAGGUUGGAGAUGCAGAUGCCUUGACUUACACAUCUGUGAGUUUCAGCAGUAAGUCACGGCCCCCUAGAGGUGCUAAACAACACAACAUUUCUCAGCAUACUGAUGUCUAUUCACAGAUCCGGUCCUAACAGAGGAACCACUGGAAAACCUAAACAUGUUUUCUGUACUUUAGUGAUCCAAAUGUGCCAAUGCAUAAAGCAUAAUGAACUAAACAGUGCAAGAUACAAUCAAAUUGAUUAUAAAAUAUUAUACUGUAAAAUAGCUGUUAUAAAAUAAGUGUUAUCUGAAGAUGGCAAUCAUUCAUGCUGGAACAAAUAAUACAAAUUCUUGCUAUUAAAUAUUUUGCCAUUUCCUUGUUUUUUGAAAACAUAUAAACUGUCCUCUUAUUAGAUUUUUUUUUUCUCUCUAACUGAUGAUGCUACAUAAAUGCUGUUUGGCUGAUGGCACAGUACCAAACCCUUCCUACUAGUGACUGUCCAGAGCACACAGGGAACAUUUAAGUCCAUUUCAUGCUUUAAAGAGCCCUCCAAAAUGGAAAUGACCACAAUUAGUUUCUAUACUGGUAUGAAGUAUUAGCAUUAAAUAUGCUGAUGGCAAAACUGCAGCAUGAUACUGGUGAGCACUGACCGGUUAUUGAUCAAAGCACUAGACCUUACACCAACUGAGGAUUUAUAUUUAAAUUUGCAUUUAAAUUCACACACUGACCUCAAAAGAACAAACUUCAAAGUAACAUCUUUGCAGUGUUGAGGGAAAGUGGAGCACUAAUUCAAAAUUUUUGCAUAUAAAUUUUAUUUGAAUGUUUAUUAAAACCAGAAGCUCUAGAAUGUGACAUCAUAUCCUGUGACCAUCAUAUUGCAGUGUCUGAAGAAGUUCUCUCCAAGUUUAGUGUUUCAACACAAAAAGUAUUAAUGGCAGUCAAUGGAGCAAGAUGCAAGUACUGGUACAAAACUUAAACAUCAUCUUUAAGCAAACUAUAUGAACAUUCUGAAUGGGUAAUUCAGUUGUUUAGCUCAGAGUUGUUUAAUAAACAGCAUGUAAUGUGUGUAUUUCCUUUAAAUACAAAAUCACUGAAUUAUAAAUCAGGAUUUUUUUGAAGGCAUUUUACUCACUGAUAUGAGAGGACUGCACCAGUGAUUUUCAAGGCCAUAUAAUUUAUUAGGUGUGGGCGUUUGUAUCCUCACCACCAGUGUUAAAACCAAACUGACUUUCACACACUAAUGACAGCUCCUCUUGAGGUGACAUGUGAUUUGUCUAUAUGGUGGUCUAUAUAAGGCACUGUUCAAAGCCUGUCCCCCCUCAGAUCUCUGAGAACUCUGAACAUGUGAGACACUCUUCAUACCCAACAUGUGUGAAAAAAUGAAUGCAAAUUUUAGCAAAACAUGUCAAGUUGAAAAAUGCUACGGAAACUUUUUUAAUAUACAUGAACAUAAAUGCUUCACUUUUAGUAUCGAAAGGUCAGAAAGAACCUUUCAUUAUCAAUGCGCAAGGACUAACCAAAUCAUUUUUGCAAAUUUAAGUCUCUCUUUUAAAGAGAAUCUAGUUCAAGAUCAAAACUUGCCUUACCAUGGGGUGUUUGUCUUCAAUACUCUCAUUUUGCUCUUGAGUGGAAUAAUCAACAUAUUGCUAUGUAAAAGACUGAGAAGACCCAGUGAAUUGCAUGCAGAAGUUUCUGACCCGUCUUCACCAGACACACCAGAGCCUGAUUUCAGUUCUUCUCUGAAUCAGGAUAGUCUGAACCCAAACUACACAACCCUACAAUUCCCUGAAAACAAUGCCAGUAGAGAGAGUUCAGAGACUGAGCCAAGAAUGACGAGAAAGGAUACAAUCUACUCCAGCCUUAAAUGUCAAAUGUCAAUGUCGGACAUCACUGAAGAAAGCUAAUCUAUUUCUUGUCCUCCGCAUAUUGCUUUGAACUGCUGCACAGUUGUUGAUGACUUUUUUUUUUCAAUAAUGAUAAAACCUUAUGCUUUACUAUGGAGGUUUUGGCUCCUUAAUUGAGGUGAAGGCAAUCAGUAAUUGGAGCUGCUUAACCUGAUAUGUCUUUGCCCCUGCAAUAUGUACUUUCCUUUUUAUUAUUAAAAUUGCACUUCUACUUUAAAGUUUCCAUAGUAGCUGUUUCAGCUUAUAGUCCAUGAUCAAUAUUCAACUGAUAUUAUUAAAACUGGACCUGACCAAUAUUAAAACUGAUAUGCACUCAAACUAAGCACAACUUGGAAUCAUUUAAAAAUUA
Molecule: messenger RNA, 3183 nt
Organism: Cyprinus carpio (common carp)
Lineage: Eukaryota; Metazoa; Chordata; Actinopteri; Cypriniformes; Cyprinidae
Gene: nitr8
Product: novel immune-type receptor 8
Biological process (GO): response to bacterium
Source: RefSeq, a predicted model, not a curated record